GAGGCAACUCCCCAGAGAUGAGACCGUCACAGGUGAUCACAGAGGCAGCUGGGACAGGUGACUGUGCGGAGAUACCAGCAUUGAUAUCCUUCUCUGUGGAUGAAGUGGCCGAACAGCUGACUCUGAUGGAUGCUCACCUGUUUAAAGCAGUGCUGCCUUUCCACUGUCUUGGCUGCGUUUGGUCCCAACGAGACAAGAAGGAGAAUCAGCACAUGGCUCCCAGUGUCCGUGCUACUGUGACCCAGUUUAAUGCAGUCACCAGCUGUGUGAUCACAUCUGUGCUGGGAGAUCUGGCCAUGCACAUCCCCCAGCGUGCGCACCUGCUGGAGAAGUGGAUCCAAAUUGCUGGA
Messenger RNA from Thamnophis sirtalis, 350 nucleotides. Lineage: Eukaryota; Metazoa; Chordata; Lepidosauria; Squamata; Natricidae. The record is from RefSeq and is a predicted model, not a curated record.